Amyelois transitella is the source of this 1385-nucleotide messenger RNA. It is a transcript of the gene cpb, whose product is annotated as F-actin-capping protein subunit beta. Gene Ontology annotation, cellular component: cytoplasm; F-actin capping protein complex. Bases 164 to 991 code for a protein of 275 amino acids. The record is from RefSeq and is a predicted model, not a curated record. Gene Ontology annotation, biological process: negative regulation of filopodium assembly; regulation of lamellipodium assembly; actin cytoskeleton organization. The transcript is spliced from 6 exons. Gene Ontology annotation, molecular function: actin filament binding. NCBI's taxonomy places the organism in Eukaryota, Metazoa, Arthropoda, Insecta, Lepidoptera, Pyralidae.
UCAAAAUCAAAUUGUCACUGGACUGUCAAAUAAAAAUAAAUUUCAGACAAAAAAUAGCUCAAAGGAAUCGAGAAAUCUGUUUCUUGUUAUUUAACUCAGAUAUUUUAAAUUUAAUAUUAGAAAUUAUAGCACUUAGUGGUUAAUAACCUAACAAAUCAUAAACAUGACUGAACAGCAAAUGGAUUGUGCUUUAGAUCUAAUGCGGAGGCUUCCGCCCCAACAGAUAGAGAAGAAUUUAACAGAUUUGAUUGAUUUAGUGCCAAGUCUAUGCGAGGAUCUCUUGUCUUCUGUGGACCAGCCUUUGAAGAUCGCUCAAGACCGCACAACAGGGAAGGAUUACCUGUUAUGUGAUUAUAACCGUGACGGUGACUCGUACAGGUCACCAUGGUCAAAUACAUAUGACCCACCGUUAGAGGAUGGUUCAAUGCCGUCGGAAAAACUAAGGAAGCUUGAAGUUGAAGCAAAUUAUGCAUUUGAUCAGUAUAGAGAAAUGUAUUUUGAGGGUGGCGUCAGCUCUGUUUACCUUUGGGAUAUGGACCAUGGCUUUGCAGGAGUAAUAUUGAUAAAGAAAGCUGGUGAUGGCUCUCAGAAGAUCAAAGGGUGCUGGGACUCCAUACACGUUGUCGAGGUAGUGGAGAAGAGUUCUGGACGCAACGCUCACUAUAAGCUGACUUCAACGGCCAUGCUGUGGCUUCAGACCAAUAAAGAAGGCAGCGGCACUAUGAAUCUGGGAGGCAGUUUGACUAGACAGGCUGAGCAGGACUCCUCUGUCAGCGAUGUGACUCCUCACAUCAUCAAUAUUGGCCGCAUGGUGGAGGAUAUGGAGAAUAAGAUUAGGAACACCCUUAAUGACAUCUAUUUUGGUAAAACCAAGGACAUAGUGAACGGCCUGCGGUCCGUGGUGUCCGCGGACGUGACGCAGCGGACGGCGGCGCUGCAGCACGACCUCGCCAUCGCGCUGCAGAGGCGUCACGUGGCGCGCGCCGACUGAGCAAGGGGUCGCGGGGAAGAUGAGGUGGAGAUUUGGGGUACGUAGGUCGACUCAAAAUGAAGCCACCGAAUGCGUCUUUAAAUUUAAGGGAGUUUAAAAUUUGUUUCGAGUCGAGCAAAAUUAACGAAAAGUAACUCCAAAUAGAUUUUAAGCUCAGAAUUGAAUUCCUAGGUAUAAGAAUUACGAAAACUUAUGAGAAUAUAUUUUUUCGAUUGUAAUUACCGAUGUAAAAAAUUAUUUCUCUUUGAGGUACUGUUUUAGUCUUAGAAACAAGAAGCUUUAAGUAAUAAUGGACGCUGCAUUCUCAAUAAUCAACAUUGUAUUAUUUUUUGUGGAAACGAACAUAAAUUUAAUGACAUAACGUUAUUUUUACCAAAAUGGCGGCAAUUAUUUC